AUGAACUCUAUCGUGGCAACGAGCAGCGGAGGUUCCCGUCGACCUCAUACAAAUGCUGUGAUAGAGGCCGGAAAGGCUCGAGCCCGGGAUGAGCAAGAGAUCCAAAGCCUCCUUCAAACAGCGCAGAGGUUAUGCCGCAUCUACAACCCCGAGAUAGAGCCUGAGCAUGAAACGACAAUGCUAUGCGAUUGUGCAGUGCACAAGUACUGGGAGAAGAAGGUCGACCGACUCGAAAUCCAGGAUAUGUGGUCGAAGGCUGUGAUCUACCCAGGCGAAAAGCCGUACCAUGACUGCACACGCCUGCGAUUCAAGAAUACCAACCCCUACUCAUUCAAAAUUACCUCUCCGUUCAACCUCGUGUGUUUUCCAUUAACCGGAAUGGCCAAGCCAGACCCGCAUUAUCAUCUCCAGUUCAUCCAGGAAACAUUGUCGAUGGACUCUACUCUCAACCGAGACUCAGAAGCGGCCAUUCAAGCACAAGAGCCAGCUUUCAACAUUUGGGAGUUAGAACAGCUCGAGUCUUUGGUAUCAAACAUGUCCGUUAAUCGUUGGUCUUCUUCCAACAGCGACACCAUCGACAAGUCUUCCAAGCGCACGGGAUUCAGGAAAGCCUUCUCUAUAAAAUCCUCCGACGAGCGAACUGCAGGAAAGAUACAAAAGAAAUUUUCGGUUACUUUCGAACUACGAAAUGAAAUCCUCGCAGAAGAGCAAGGGCGGUGGCAAAGCAGCAACGACAUUCAAAUCGUGAAAACCUACCAGGAAAAUCUCGGAAUAGCUCAGACGGUCGCAGAACUCCGAGCGCAUAAGCCUCGGCACUACCUUCACCUCCUACGAGCCGGAUACUUCGAGCCAAUCAUAACAUCUUCACAAGGCCAAAUUCCAAACCUGCUCAGAUUCUCCAUUGAUGCUGCUGCGGGAUGGAGAGGAUUCACAACCGAAUGGAGAGGGUACAAAGACAUCGCAGAAGAGCGUCUUUACUGGAUUCUGAGUCAUAGGCCUACGGAUAAAGAAGUCUCAAAGCCUGAUUUGGUGUCUGAACUCGACACAGCCCGCGCCCGAAUGGCUACCGCACGCCCACCGAUAGACGCCUACGAUUCCCCUGAUGACAUUUGCGACAUAAGCUCGGGCUCGCAGCGCUAUUCAAGUCAAGUGCCAACACCUCCCCCGAAAUGGAAAACUCCUAUAUCACGUGAUGACGAGACAAUGGUUUUACUUGAUACCACUAGCUCCAUGGACAACUAUCCGAUGCGUCCGGAGUACAGACACUACCUCAUCACGUCACAUACAAGGGUCAAGCAGCCCAAGAGUAAAGGUGGGCUCCUCACGGAAGUCACAAAGUCUGUUAUUCGGCGUUUUAUCAAUGCAAUGGGGAAUCAUGACAACAAUCCUCGAGGCUACCCGCUUGCGGUCUUCUCCCAAGAAGCCGAAUAUAUCGGAAAGAUCCACAGAUGGGAUCUCGAUGAAGUAUGGAGAGGAAUAAGAUUCGCGGGCAAAGCUCGCGUUAUGGCCGGAUGGCAAAAGAUCAAAGAAUUACACUUGCAAAAGCAUUCUGGCACAGCGUCUUAUCAUCCUCUCUACGGCUGGAUGGCCGGGCCACUAACGCCUCGACUCAAAUUGCUACUGGUCCUCAAUGAAGAGGCCAGCGAUAUGAAUGAGUUUGAGUUGGAGCUUCUAAGUCUUCCUUGGGCAUAUAUCACGAUCUUCCUAAUUGGAGUUGAAGGAAGUCUCAAUCAUCAUCGACACGCCAACAGACUAAGUCGCAUGAGUGAAGUCAAUCACCGAAUAUCCUUUGUCGAAGCCCAAGGAAAUAUACCAGAACGCUUCAUUACGCACGAACUAUUGAAACGGCAUCUGGGGUAUGAGAUUUCCAUGUCUCGCUUCAAAGAUUUGGAGCGCGAAUUACCAGAAGAACUACCAUCACCUGUACAGCGCCGACAUGAGCGAACUUUCUCAGACCAGUCUCUUACUGACGACAUGUUGGUGGAGCUGCCGUCACCGGAAGAGACGAGGGCUUGGCAAUCACAGCAGCAAUAUUCACCCUCGAGGGCAAUACCGCAAGGGCUUGCUGAGCUUCCAGGGGAGCGAGAGCCUACUGAGUUACCUGCAACUGAGUCACGAAGAUCUAUGCAGACUUUCUAUCGGAGCUUUCCUGGCCAGAAUAUGCCUCAGAACCACCAUCUCCGUACUUAG
Molecule: messenger RNA, 2190 nt
Organism: Penicillium argentinense
Lineage: Eukaryota; Fungi; Ascomycota; Eurotiomycetes; Eurotiales; Aspergillaceae
Exons: 2
Coding region: 1-2190 (729 amino acids)
Source: RefSeq, a predicted model, not a curated record